This is a messenger RNA of Anthostomella pinea, 747 nucleotides long. The record is from the annotation of a GenBank genome assembly. NCBI's taxonomy places the organism in Eukaryota, Fungi, Ascomycota, Sordariomycetes, Xylariales, Xylariaceae.
AUGCCUACAGCGAUUGAUUACGGUACUUACGCCGCGCCAGUGUCUAUGCCGUUCGAUUACAGCGCGGCUAUGUACCACAAUUAUGCCUCUAACGGCAGAUAUUACGAUCAGUCAGCCUAUGACCACUCAGCCGUGGCAAUCCCUGUGAGCCAGUAUCCUCACGACACUAGCUACCAGCAUCAAUACCAAGCGGAAGACUACCGGAACAACGGCUAUAGUACGUACACCAACGUCCCCACCAGAAGGCGGAAGAUCAUCAUGAAGCAACUCCCUCCCUGGGCCACAUACAAUCAGAUACAGCACCUCGUCCGCCAGAAGGCCGGCUCCGAUGCUGAUAAGCUUCAGAAAAUUGACCUACCCCUGUCCAACGGCCAAGAAUCGAACCAGGGCUACGCGCUCAUCACCUUUGAGAACGAGGACGCGACCAACAAGGUGAUCCAGAAGCUCAACGGCUACAAGGACGGCGACCGUACCUUGCGGGUCGAAUAUACCAAGGAAGGCGUCUCGGCCAACGAGUCGUCCCGCUCCAAGGGUUCCGGCCACCAUGCCUUCUCUUCCCAUCACCGGGAACGGCGCGAGGACAGGGACCGGCGGGACAAUAAGAAAAGCACCAAGGUGUCCAGCUCCAGCAACAAAAAGAGUCAGUCCCACAAGUCCCACAAGUCCCACAAGUCCGACGUGAUCAUUGCCGACGGCUCGUCCUUUUCUUUGAAGAAGUAUGAAGAAAAGAAGUCUACCAGGAAAUAA